UUAAACAUAAGUAAUCAAACAAAAUACAAGACUUUUGGCAUUUUUACUUUUUUGAAAUGGUCAAAAAACAGGUUUGUAUUAGAUUGUGGAGGACAUUUGGUCCCCACAAUGUAAUAUAAAACGAAUCCACAUACUCUCACAGACAUUGAGGCAAUAAUGAAAACAGAUUCUGCUGAUCCCUGCACAAAAACACCCAGGAAGACGGCUGCUCUGGUGUGCUCCGACGCCGCUGACAAACUGAAACAGGCAGACAAACCGAAGCAGGCAGACAAACCGAAGCAGGCCGACAAACCGAAGCAGGCAGACAAACUGAAGCAGGCCGACAAACCGAAGCAGGCCGACAAACCGAAGCAGGCAGACAAACCGAAGCAGGCAGACAAACCAAAGCAGGCCGACAAACCGAAACAGGCAGACAAACCAAAGCAGGCAGACAAACCGAAACAGGCAGACAAACCAAAGCAGGCAGACAAACUGAAACAGGCAGACAAACCGAAGCAGGCCUACAAACCGAAGCAGGCAGACAAACCAAAGCAGGCAGACAAACCGAAACAGGCAGACAAAAUACGCAGGCCGACAAACCGAAGCAGGCAGACAAACCAAAAUAGGCAGACAAACCGAAACAGGCAGACAAAUCAAAGCAGGCCGAAACAGGCAGACAAAUCAAAGCAGGCCGACAAACCAAAGCAGGCCGACAAACUGAAACAGACAGACAAACCAAAACAGGCAGACAAACCAAAACAGGCAGACAAACCAAAGCAGGCCGACAAACCGAAGCAGGCAGACAAACCAAAAUAGGCAGGCCACAUGCAUUAAAUACAGAGCUGUGAAGCCUGUGCCCUCUCAUUCAUCCAAUGGCCUCACCCCCCACCCCCCCAGGGAAUAUGGCAAGGGAGGGGCAUGACCAGAGAGGUCGUUAUAAUAUGCUGAGAAGUCUUGAGAAGUCUUAAGGACACCAGCUCUGUGGAAUUUAUAUUAUUUAUAUGAUAAGCUACAUACAGAAGCACAGACAUUAAUGCAUCGAAAAGCUAUUUGCAUUUGAGGUCUGGAUGACUUGUUGUAUACAGACUGCGGCAGCAGUGGAUUAAAUACUGCGGCUUUCCUUAAAGGAGUCAUCGGUCUGACCCACGUUAGUCUUCGCAGGGACUGAGAAGACAAAGUGCUUCACACACAUGACUGUAUUUUGGCUUAUCCCGCCCUGAAAUGACUUCACAUAUUUCUGAGGAGCAGGGAUCGGGGAGUAUCGAAGCAUUAUAGCGUUCAAAGCGUUGGCAUUGCACGGAAGAAGGCUCCUGUUUGUCUGAUUUUUUUUUUUUUUAUAGUUACUGUUGGAACUUUGCUGAAAUUCCUUGACACUCUGCCUCGCUCACUUUCUCCCCAUCAUAACUCGAAAUGCAUCUCGCCGAAAUGCAGUUAAUAUACAUCCUCUUAACUUUUACAGCUGUAGAUUUCUUUAACAGAUCUGUAGGCGUACAUUUAUAUGUGUGGACAUUCCUUUGUUACGUCUUGCCUCACUUUUAAUACAGUUUUCUCAUAAAAUAUUAUACGCAGCACAUUUAGAUACAGUGCAUACAAAUCUUUGGACUGAAGCAUAUUGAUAAGAAGAGCACAGACUUCUGGGUAAUGUAUUCUCUAAGGAUCUUAUUUGUGAUUGUUUGGUUUCUGUGUCUCGGAACGAUGCAUCCUCCACACCGGCGGGGGGAGCUGUUGUGAAGGUAGACAUGGGACACUUGGCAGAAGGGACUCCCAGUCCAGGCAAAGCUAAGGGGGGAGGGGGGGGGGGCAGUAAUAAGACCACACAGUGAGGUGCCCUUUUAUUCACUGUGCCAAGAGGGUGGGGACAGUCUCCCCGCUGCCUAGAACCGGUCCAAGUGGAACUGGACCGUGAGGCGCUGGACAGGCAGCUUUUCAAACACAAUGAGUCACAAAAAGAGCAAGUGCACACCCUGUCAGCUCUUCAUCUCCUGAAAAAUAUUCCAUCAUUCUAAUAAGGUUUUACCCCAAAAGAAUCCCCUACAUCAACUUGGCAUAGAUAGCUAGAAUUGCAUCAGUAUAAUACAAUAUAGCCUCUAUUUUUCUACAGCUGUUUUUGUGAACAUAGCCGGCAAGAGGUCAGCUGUAGAGACGUAGAUUUCACUUACACUGCUUAUACAUCUUCAUUUAUUACUAUAUAUUAAUGUGGCUUUUUAUAUGUUUAAGCAAUGUUCCCACCCACCAGUCAUACUGCAGUCACUGAAGCAAUCAUUCAAGAUGGUAGAAUUUGCUUUAGAGCAGUGAAAUAUGGCAAAUUCUUAAGUAAAAUCAGAAUAGGUCACCCGUUGCCAUGACAAACAAAAAACAACAAGCUUUUUUGGGAUAUUGAAAUCUUACACGACAGUUUUUCCUUAAUGUACGGGUUUGUAAGUUCUGUGCAGAAAGUCGAGUGAAGUUAGAGCGACGGCGUGGAGCUUGUCCGUUUAUGUCUGACGAGCGGAGUGGCAGGUAUGGCGGGAAACUGCAAAAUUCGUGAGCUGUGGGGCCCUGCUGCCGGUCGCCCAGCCUUUAGUCUUAAUAGCUCUCGUUUAAGUAACUCUUUGCAAAAGGAAGUGAGGUCACCC
Molecule: messenger RNA, 2594 nt
Organism: Paramormyrops kingsleyae
Lineage: Eukaryota; Metazoa; Chordata; Actinopteri; Osteoglossiformes; Mormyridae
Source: RefSeq, a predicted model, not a curated record